AUGUCUCCACAUAUUAAGUUGGUGCAGUUUGUCAGAGAUCAGCUGUCAUUCUCUGGUCUCAGACUGAAGUCCAACCCGUCACAUCUCACAGAACUGGAUCUGAGCUGGAACAAGCUACAGGAUUCAGGAGUGAAGCAGCUGUGUGGAUUUCUGGAAAGUCGUCAGUGUCGACUGGGGACUCUGAGAUUGUGGAGAUGCAGUUUGUCAGAGAUUAGCUGUGAUUCUCUGGUCUCAGCUCUGAGGUCCAACCCGUCACAUCUGACACAACUGGACCUGAGCUACAACAACAACCUGCAGGAUUCAGGAGUGAAGCAUCUGUGUGGUUUUCUGUGUCGUCAAGGUCGACUGGAGAUUCUGAGACUAAGUGGCUGUAACCUCUCAGAGAGCAGCUGUAAAGCGCUAUCCUCAGUUCUGAGCUCUCAGUCCUCUAGUCUGAAAGAACUGGACCUAAGUAACAAUGACCUGCAGGAUUCAGGAGUGAAGCUACUGUGUGAUGGACUGAAGAGUCCUUACUGUCGACUGGAGACUCUCAGGCUGUCAGGCUGUCUGGUCUCAGAGGAAGGUUGUGUCUGUCUGGUCUCAGCUCUGAGCUCCAACCCCUCCAAUCUGAGAGAGCUGGACCUGAGCUACAAUCACCCCGGAGACUCAGGAUUGAAGCUGCUGUCUGGACUGAAGGAUCCACCCUGCAGACUGGACAUGCUCAGGGUGGAGUCUGGUGGAGUCCGAUGCUCGAGACAAGGUCUGGGAAAGUAUUUCUGUCAACUCACCAUCACCGACACAAACACAGUGAACAAGAAACUACGACUGUCUGACAACAAGAGGAAGGUGACACGUGUUAAGGAGAAUCAGUCAUAUCCUGAUCAUCCAGACAGAUUUAACUGGAAACCUCAGCUGCUGUGUAGUAAUGGACUGACUGGUCGUUGUUACUGGGAGGUUGAGUGGAGAGGAGGAGUUGAUAUAGCAGUGAGUUACAAAGGAAUCAGAAGGAAACAAGACAGUAAAGACUGUUGGUUUGGACUAAACGAUCAGUCCUGGACUCUGACCUGCUCUGAUGGUGAUGGUUACUCUGUCUGUCACAAUAAUAUAUUAACACCCGUCUCCUCCUCUGAGUCUGACAAAGUAUCAGUAUAUGUGGAUUAUCCUGCUGGUUCUCUGUCAUUCUACAGGGUCUCCUCUGACAAACUGAUCCACCUUCACACCUUCAACACCACAUUCACUGAACCUCUUUAUCCUGGGUUUGGGUUCUUUAAGCCUGGUUCUUUAGUGUCAUUGUGUGAUGUGUUGUAGUUAGAGUUUGGUCCUAUAUUUGGAUUAUUUUGUUGAUUUUGCUGAUUUCUUAAAUUAGAUUAUUUCUUUGUUAGUGGGAAAUCUAUGAUUUCAAUGGUAGGUCUAUUAACAUUAACAGAAAAAUGCAUUUCAGAAAAGUUAUAAAUAAAUUGCAUUUUCAUGCAGAAUUGCAGAUGUAUGAAUGAAUGGGAAUGAAAUAUGUGUUUGAUCGCCUACUGUAUUUUUCAACAAAGUUUCUGGCUUCCAGGUGUAUUUUAUAUAGGGAACAAGCUGACAUUGGGAGCCCUGACAGCUGUUACCUGUAUAAAAUACACAUGUCCUCAGAAGCAAUGAAUCGAUCCAGAUUCCAAACUUAUCAUUCAAACUCUAAGAGUUUGAAUGAUAAUGAGAAUAGUAAUACAGUAAAUCAGCCCAGAACUACUUAGGGAGGAACUUGUUGGUGAUUUCAAGGCAGCUGGGUCCAUAAUCACCAAAAAAAAAGACAAGAAACAUCUGAUCAGACAAAGGUUUUGACACCAAAUACCAAAAAAAGUUUUGCAAAGGGAUGAAAUAAUUUAAUUCAUGCAAAGGUUAAAUGUAUUACUUUUUCGAAAUGCAUUUUUUUGUAUUUUUACAAACUCACUGCCUGAACCCAAACAACAACCAACAACAAAAUAAUAAUAUAAUAUAAUAAUGGCUCUAAAAACAAGACCCUGAAUAAGAAAUAAAAAUCGCUUCUCAAUAUAGGAGAAACCUAAUUACAAUUUAACCUACUAAGAUAAAACAAAAUCAGUGCGUAUGCAGGAAACUAACAAUCACUACAAACCUCAGAACCAAGUAUACCUACAACAAACCGCCUUACUGACCUGAGAUGAACAAGAACUCUAGAGGAUAGGGAAAAUGGGGAAACAAACCAUGGAGAUGGGAUGAACAGGACAUGACGAAACAGAGACACUCCAGCAAAUAACACAUACAACAGAAGGCCAUAUACACUGGGGAUCAAAAUUAGAGAACAGUUUAUAAAUAACUGAACCAUUAUAGAAAAAUAUCAUUGCUGCUUAACAGGUAAAGGAGUUUUAGUCCUGUCCAUACCAUGCUACCAGAACGCCUUUUCCACAAAAUAACUAAAGCAUUUGAACAAAUACAUUAUUUUGCAAAAAAACACACUGAUCAACAUUAACAACAAUGACUGUGUUGUAACCUAACCAGAAACUUUUGUUGUAAGUUUCAAUGCCAGUCAGCAAUUAGUAGGAAGUGUACAGGCCUCUGCUCUGAAUGACUUCAGCACAUCUGCGGCUACAGGACAGCACUAGUCUCUCGCACUGCUCUGUUGUGAUUUUGGUCCACUCUUCCUCCAGUCUGCUCCACUGUGCGGUGACUGUAGUGGGUUUCUUGGCCAUAACUUUGUCACCAAGGACUUUCCAGAGGUUCUCUAUUGGGUUGAGAUCAGGACUCUGGGCAGGCCAUGUCAUUAUUUCAAUGUUUUCUGUUUCAAGGAACUGUUUUACCUGUUUUGCUGUGACUUGGAGCAUUGUCCUGCAUGAACACUGCGGGCUGAUUGGAUGAUGAACGCAGGAAAGGAGCCAUAUGCUGUAGAAGAAGGUUCUGAUAAACAUUUGCAUUCACUCGGCUAUGUAGCUGUCUAAGAGGCCCAACUCCUGCUGCAGAAAACACGCCCCAACUGUGUCACUUCCAUCUCAAUCUUUCACUGACUUCUUUACACACUUUGGGUUCAGUCUUUCUCCAGUUUGUCAUGGAACAAAAUCUUUCCCAUCUGACCCAAAUAAAUUAAACUUGCUUUCAUCACUGAAGUGAACUUCCAGUUCUCUGUCCACAACACAUGCUCCUCAGCAAAGCUUAGUCUAGCCUUUUGAUUCUUUCUGCUAAUGAGAGGUUUGGUCACUGCAGAGUGGGCUUUCACUUUCUCUUAAAUGUCGAGAGACUGGAUGACGAGUCAGAUUCUUACCCUGUUCAGCGCUGAACUGGUGAGCAAUUCCAGCUGCAGUGUGGAAACAAUAGCUAAUUGAAAUUCUCCAAAGUAUCCUGUCCUCUCUUGUAUUUGUCUUCUGUGGAUGACCCAUCGUCUUGGAGGACUUGAAUGAGUCUAUGAAAUUGUAAAGAUUAAAUAUUCUGUAAAUCACAGAUUUGGGACGACUAACUUGUCUUGCUAUGACUGAUCGGGUCAUCCCUUUGGCCUUCAUCUGGAGAACCUGCAAUCUUUCAGUCACUAUAGAAUAAAAAACAGACACAGUAUCCCCCUCUGGUGGGGACAACACUGCUUCCCUGAGUAUGCUGCAGAAAUAUCUUUGAUAUUGUUCUGUUUCUCACUUUUCAAAUAAACCUACCAUUGAAAUUA
This is a messenger RNA of Betta splendens (Siamese fighting fish), 3622 nucleotides long. RefSeq names its product NACHT, LRR and PYD domains-containing protein 12-like. The transcript is spliced from 7 exons. The record is from RefSeq and is a predicted model, not a curated record. The coding region runs from base 1 to 1287 and encodes 428 amino acids. Gene Ontology annotation, molecular function: protein binding. NCBI's taxonomy places the organism in Eukaryota, Metazoa, Chordata, Actinopteri, Anabantiformes, Osphronemidae.